AUGGCAGAAGAAAGCAUAUUUCGGAAUCUCCUGGAAAUCCUGAUCAGUGCCUCAAGUGAAAUUGAGCAGGCCUGCAAAGACUCCGGUGAAUUGGUAGAUCUAGACACCUGCCUGCUGCUCAUAGCAGAGUGUUUCAGAUGUCUGAGGAAUGCCUGUGUUCAGUGUGCCAAGAAUCAACAUGUCAUGAGGAACUUGGGUCUCAUCGCUACAUCCGUCCAUUUGAUCAAAUUGCUUCAUGGAAUACAAAUCAAAGAAGAAUUGUUAUUGACUGCGCUUCGUUGUAGUCUCCAGUUUCUUGGAAACGUUGCAGCAGGAAAUGGAGAUUCCCAGAAUAGCAUUUGGAAGUGUGCUUUCCCAGAUCUCUUCUUGACGUGUCUAACAUACAGUGAUGAGAAAAUUGUUGCCUAUUGUUGUAUGGUCCUGUUCACAUGCCUCAAUUCAGACAAAGUGAGAGAACUACUGGAUCCUGGGAACUUGACUGUGGCUGUUCGUGUCCUGAAAGUCUAUGAAGAGCGGUUGGAUUCUGAAUGGUCGUUCUUGAUUGUUACAGACCAUUUGCUGAAAUGUCCAGAGUUGGUGAAAGCCCUCUAUGCCAAACUGAGCAAUCAAGAAAGAGUUACUUUGUUAGAGCUGGUAAUGACAAAAGCAAUUGAGAAGAACCUGGUUACCACUGAAGAAAUGAAUGUGUUCAUGAGACUUGCUGACUUUGUAGCAGGCUGUUUCCAAGAGAAAUGUGAAGCUGUGCUCAAGUUUACUUCUACAGCAGAUACAGAAGAUAAGGAAGCACUGGUUACAAUUCGUCUCCUUGAUGUUCUUUGUGAAAUGACGUCAAACAACGGACAGCUGGAACAUCUACAGGCUUUGCCUGGUUUGCUUGAAACAGCCAUAGAUACCCUGAGAUUAACUCAUCUUGCUGGGAAACAGGCUGUAAAUAUUUUCACUGCCAGACAUGCUCUGACAGGGCAGGAAGAAAUUUCACAUCCAGCAGUGGGUUUUAAAUCUCAUCUCAUUCGUUUGAUUGGAAAUUUGUGUCACAAAAAUAAGGAAAACCAAGACAAG
Eurypyga helias (sunbittern) is the source of this 1059-nucleotide messenger RNA. RefSeq names its product ataxin 10 (gene ATXN10). Gene Ontology annotation, cellular component: cytosol. The transcript has 8 exons. NCBI's taxonomy places the organism in Eukaryota, Metazoa, Chordata, Aves, Eurypygiformes, Eurypygidae. The annotation marks the transcript as partial. The record is from RefSeq and is a predicted model, not a curated record. Gene Ontology annotation, biological process: neuron projection development.